AUGGAGCGCAGAGCUGUGACACGUCGGUCGUCCCUCGAGCAAAUUCUUCAAUUGGCCGUGCUGACGCUGAGCAGGAGCACCAAGUCGGUCAACCAGAGCAUCUUCGACUAUGUCCGCGAGCAUGGCAGGACUUACCAUCGCUACAAGCCAGGCUUAUACCCAUUCCCCAACGAUCAGCUCGAGAAUGAUCGCAUGGACACGCAGCACGAGAUAUGGAAGGUGAUUUUCAAGUUCAGGAACUACUUUGCACCGCUCCAGGAUCCACGGAGAAUUCUCGAUAUCGGCUGUGGCACAGGUAAAUGGGCUAUCGAGAUGGGCAACGAGUUCCCGCAGGCGUUGGUAAUCGGCACCGACCUGUCGCCCAUACAGCCAGAGUGGGUCCCCAACAAUGUUAAGUUCAUCAUCGACGAUGCCAACGAGGAGGAUUGGAUGGUGGAGCCCCAGGACUACAUCCACACUCGCCUUCUCCUCGGUUGCUUCGAGGACUUUCGAGUAAUCGUUGCCAAGGGCUUUCGCUCGCUGAAGCCUGGCGGAUGGAUGGAGUCACAGGACAUCAUGCCGACUGUCUACUGUGAUGAUGGAACCAUGCCGCAAAACUAUCCGUUUUCCCUAUGGGUCAAGACUCAGGACGAUGCCGCCAUGAAACUAGGCAAGCCUAUGCGCAUUGGUAACAAAUUGAAGCGCUGGUAUGAACAAGCAGGCUUUGUUGAUGUACAUGAAGAAGUCUUCAAACUGCCCAUCAACGGUUGGCCCAAAGACCCACAGUUUAAAAUGCUUGGAAAGUUCAACGAGGAGAAUUACAUCGAAGGCAUCCAGGCAUGGAGCUUGUUCAUGUUCACGAGAGCACUGGGUUGGACCAAAGAUGAGAUUGAGGUCUACCUAGUCAACGUUCGAAAAUCCAUCUCGAAUCGUGCUGUCCAUGGCUACCACAAGAUGUAA
Molecule: messenger RNA, 939 nt
Organism: Didymosphaeria variabile
Lineage: Eukaryota; Fungi; Ascomycota; Dothideomycetes; Pleosporales; Didymosphaeriaceae
Exons: 6
Coding region: 1-939 (312 amino acids)
Molecular function (GO): methyltransferase activity
Source: RefSeq, a predicted model, not a curated record